AUGACUUCGUUCCGCCCACAAAAGCAAAAGAAGGAAGCUUUCAGAUGCUGAAAGCUCUCUAUCCUGCACGGAAAUGCGCACCUCUACGCCGCCGCAUCAACCGCCUGCCGAUGGAGCCUCUGCGGAGGAUGCGGCGGAGCGACGCCUGAGGGAGGCGGAGGAGCGUCUGAAGGAGGCCAUAGAGGAGUUGCAGCGGAGGCAGAGGAGUCCGCCGGAAAAUCUCCAUCCGCCGUGCGAUCACGCCGACGAAUCCUGCGUCGCAAAUGCUGUGGGGAACCUGUGCCAGAGCUUUUUGCUAUCGUACGGAAUUCGAGUUGGCAUCGGAAUCCUCCUUCGCGCCUUUAAGCUCGCGCGCCUCAAGUCCUAUUCAUCUCUCCUCGAUCUCAAGCAACUUGUAUCAGAGAAAGAUCUUAUUGUAAGAGAGGAAGCAUGCCGAAUUGGACUGCUUUUUGGGGGAUUCACUGGUUCCUACCAUGCUCUGAGAUGUUUGUUCAGAAAACUAAGAAAGAAAGAGACCCCUGCAAAUGCAAUUUUAGCAGGUGCAAUAUCUGGUUUGUCUAUUUUAUCAUUAGAUGAUUCCAGCCGAAGGCGCACCCUGGCUUUAUAUCUAUUGGCUAGGCUUGCUCAGUGUACAUAUAACUCAGCCAAAUCCAAGAAUAAAUUCCACCUCUGGGGAAGUCAUUGGAGUCACGGGGAUACUCUACUCUUUUCACUGGCUUGUGCACAGGUUAUGUAUGCCUUUGUUAUGCGCCCUGAGAGCUUGCCAAAAUCAUAUCGAGAUUUUAUUCAGAAAACUGGGCCAGUUGCUGCACCUGUUUACAAAGCUGUGAGGGAGUGCUGUAGAGGUUCUCCUGUUGAUAUUGCCUCACUAUCUGCUUACUUGUCGAGUAGAAAGAGAAAUUUUGUAGGGAAGUUGGACGAGUUUCCUGCUAUUAUUCCGUGCUCUAUUAUUCACCCUGAUACAGAGUCAUGCUUAGUUCACAAUGCAAACGCAGCAUCGGCUACCUUCAGGAAGACGUUUCCUUUAUACUUCUCUUUGACCUUCGUUCCAUUUGUUUUCCUGCGCCUGCAGAAGUUCAUGGAUGCUCCGGUUCGUACAUGUUGGCAUGCUGUCACAGGCGGUGUUCGUUCAACUACAUUCUUGUCUUCUUUUGUUGGUAUUUUUCAGGCAGCAAUAUGUAUGCAUCGGAAAGUGGCAGUAAAGGACCACAAGCUUGUAUAUUGGCUCGCUGGAGGGAUGGCUGCCCUCUCUGUAUUAUUGGAGAAGAAAGCUAGGCGGGGAGAAUUGGCUUUAUACGUUCUUCCUCGGGCUGCAGAUUCUUUGUGGUAUAUUUUGGUGAAUCGACAUUUGCUUCCAGAUAUCAAGAAUGCUGAGGUGGCUCUGUUCUGCGCAUGUAUGGGCGGAAUCAUGUAUUACCUAGAACAUGAACCGGACACGAUGGCUCCAUUCCUUCGAGGUUUGAUUCGUCGCUUCCUCACGAGCAGAAUUAGCAACCCGGGCUCACCCUCCACUCGAAAUGCGUCCUACACAUAUCUGCAUACAUUCGAUGCCAUAAAGAAACCGCAGGCGCAAGACAACGGAGACACUGAUACCACAUCCUCCUCCGAAAAAUACAACCUUGAAUCAAUACCUGGGCUCUGAGUAUCCUUUUUCACAUUGCUCAGCCAACACUGAUGUCCAUCGAGAAAUUGACUUCCGGCGCUGAUUACAUUAUCGGUAUGAUUUGAGUAAUUGUUCAAUACAUUAUUAUCGUCACCCCGGCCAUGAGAGUUGAAAGGAAUUUCAGGUUAGCCGUAUGAGUGUAAAUAAUCACACUGCUGCAUUUCUACAUUUCUAAAUUUGUGACUAGCUCGGCGAUUCGAAUGAUGAUUUUAAGUUUUCGCCUUAGCCCAGCUCAUUUGGUACUAUUGUUGUUCU
Molecule: messenger RNA, 1918 nt
Organism: Andrographis paniculata
Lineage: Eukaryota; Viridiplantae; Streptophyta; Magnoliopsida; Lamiales; Acanthaceae
Exons: 8
Coding region: 74-1642 (522 amino acids)
Source: RefSeq, a predicted model, not a curated record